GUUAAAACCGCCCAAUAGCCAAACCGACCACAACACUCGCUGCCCAAUAAGAGCAGCGGUGAUUAUGACAAAGAUUGGAGAUGGGCAGGACUUAGGUAGAUCAGGAAAGAUUGAGAGUUUGGAAGAGAGGAGGGGGUGGAAACUAGUUUAGACACUCACAUCCCUAAAUUAGAGAUGUGUAUUCAAUAACAGCUCCUCCUGCUCUCUCAGGUGGAAUUCUGCGAAGACUUCAAAAUAAAGAAGGUGCGAGAAGUGAAGUGGGUCAAAGAGUAGUUAAAUUGUCCUGGACUGAAUGAAAAUGGAAGUUAGAGUCCUCCCUGCUGUGAAUUGAGUGGAACGUGUUAUUGUUUUCAAGAACGCUAUGGAGGACUUCAACAUUUGUCAGUAAAGGAAAAAGAGAUGCCUGGCCUUAAAAUUGUGAAGUAAAAUAAAUGGAUUAUGGCUUCACCUGUUCUCCCAGCAUGAAAACGGGACAAGAAGUUCACCAUUUUCCACACUGGCCUACAAGUGACUUUGGACCCGAGGCUCUUCUGACCCGUUUUGGAUUUAGUUUAAAUUAUCGAUCAGAACCUAGAUACCUAGAUAUACAUUGCAGGUACAGUCCGUAAAAAAUAUCCUUCUAGCACCACUCAAUACAACUAGAAUAUUUCUUGUUAAAAUGAGUUAGCUAUAAAUCUGUAUUUAUUGUCUUCUGGCGGACCUGUCAGUACAUUGAAGCAGGACAAGGGUCGAAUAGAGGUUAUAUAUUAAAUAAACUGAAAAAAAUGAAGGAAAAGUCCAAAAAUGCUGCCCGGACAAGACGGGAAAAAGAAAACAGUGAAUUCUACGAACUGGCAAAACUGUUGCCUCUGCCAUCAGCCAUCACAUCCCAACUAGACAAAGCGUCUAUAAUAAGGCUCACAACCAGCUACUUAAAGAUGAGAAUCGUUUUUCCCGAAGGACUAGGGGAAGCUUGGGGUCACCCAAGCCGUACAAGUUCUUUGGACAAUGUGGGCCGGGAAUUGGGAUCACAUCUCUUACAGACGUUAGAUGGAUUCAUUUUUGUCGUGGCUCCGGAUGGGAAGAUAAUGUACAUUUCAGAAACUGCGUCAGUGCACUUGGGGUUGUCGCAGGUAGAGCUGACUGGAAAUAGCAUUUAUGAAUAUAUCCACCCCGCUGAUCAUGACGAAAUGACGGCAGUGCUCACAGCCCACCAACCUUAUCAUUCACACUUUGUCCAAGAGUACGAAAUAGAGCGCUCUUUUUUCUUAAGAAUGAAAUGCGUACUAGCGAAAAGAAAUGCGGGACUGACGUGUGGUGGAUACAAGGUAAUUCACUGCAGUGGGUAUCUGAAGAUCCGCCAGUACAGCCUGGACAUGUCUCCGUUUGACGGGUGUUACCAGAAUGUAGGACUGGUGGCUGUUGGCCACUCACUGCCCCCCAGUGCAGUCACGGAAAUCAAACUGCACAGCAACAUGUUCAUGUUCCGAGCCAGCCUUGACAUGAAACUGAUAUUUUUAGAUUCCAGAGUUGCUGAUCUGACAGGUUACGAACCUCAAGAUUUGAUAGAAAAAACCCUCUACCACCAUGUUCAUAGCUGUGAUACCUUUCACUUACGGUGUGCUCAUCAUCUGUUACUUGUAAAAGGACAAGUCACUACAAAAUACUACAGAUUUCUUGCCAAACAUGGAGGAUGGGUAUGGAUCCAGAGUUAUGCUACAAUCGUACACAACAGCAGGUCCUCCAGGCCGCACUGCAUAGUCAGUGUUAACUAUGUUCUGACGGAAACAGAAUAUAAGGGACUACAGCUAUCAUUAGACCAAGUGACAUCAAACAAGCCAUCAUUUUCUUACGCAAACUCUACACCCACAAUCACGGACAGCAGGAAACCAAGCAAAUCCCGUGUGGCCCGAACUAAGUCAAAAGCCAGAGCUUCUCCAUACCCACAGUAUUCUGGAUUUCACACUGAAAGGUCAGAGUCUGACCAUGAGAGCCAGUGGGGUGGGAGUCCGUUGACUGAUUCUGCCUCCCCCCAACUGUUGGAUCACGGAGAGGGACCACACUCCCAACACCCUGACGUCUCCUGUGCCUACAGACAGUAUUCGGACCGCAGCUCUCUGUGUUACGGUUUUACCCUCGACCAUGCUGCCAGACUGAGUGAAGAAAGGCACUCCCAUUACCACAGCCAGGCCUGUGAUGGGGGCAGGUGUGAGGCUGGCAGGUACUUUCUGGGCACUCCUCAGCCCGCCAGGGAGAGCUGGUGGAGUACCUCUCGUUCCCUGCUGACUGUCCCCAAAUCCUCACCAGAAAACAGGGAAGGAUUUGACAACUGCAUGCCACACAUUGCUUCAGUUCACAGUGUCCAUGUGAGAGGCCACUGGGAUGAAGACAGUGUUGUCAGCUCUCCAGACCCUGGAUCAGCCAGUGACUCGGGAGAUCGAUACCGCAGUGACCACUUUCAGAGCAGCCCUCACGAGCCCAGCAAGAUAGAAACACUCAUCAGGGCCACACAGCAGAUGAUUAAGGAGGAAGAGAGCCGAUUGCAGCUUAGGAAGGCCAAUCAGGAUCACCUGGCACCACUGAAUGGCGUGGCAAAGACCCACUCAUCGUGUUUCGGCACAGACUUCCCACAGACUCAGCCACAGGGGGUAGUGUGCCGAGGUCCUGCGGUCACCAGCUCUGCUCUGUGUGACCACCUUCAGCACAGGGACAGGAAGAUGAUAAGUCCCCAUGACAAUGAGCAGGACAACAGCCCCACGUCGCUGUCACGAAUAAGUAGCCCAAGUUCGGACAGAAUUUCCAAAUCCGGUUUAUCCUUAACCAAGGAUUACUUGCAGUCAGACCUUUCUCCUCACCAAACUCACGGAAACCAUUGCACGUCCUCCCCUUCCUAUUAUUCUUCCCACCACCGUCAGUACUUUGACAAGCAUGCAUACUCCCUGACUGGCUAUGCACUGGAGCACCUUUACGAUGCCGAAACCCUCCGAAACUAUUCUUUGGGUUGCAAUGGCUCCCACUAUGACGUGACUUCGCAUUUACGAAUGCAGCAGGAUCCAGCGCAGGGACACAAAGGGACAUCUGUCAUAAUCACAAAUGGAAGCUGACAUUUGUAAAAGUUGUGGUGCUGAGAGCUGCCCAAAUAUUUAAAGCACUCAUUUCACUAGAGUUAGUGUUUGGUCUGCCUGAGAUGCACUAGAAUUGUAAGGCUUAAAGGAUUGCUAUGUGAUGAUCUAAAGCAGAAACAUUUAAAUGAACUACAAGGCGUUACGAGUUUCUUUAGAAGGUCUUGUUAUCCGUUAGUGAAUUUUUAAGGAACAGCCAAGUUAAUCAUAAACUGGAUUGUGACCUUAUGCCUCCCUGCAUUGGCACACACAUUUUGACUACAUUUGCAUAGAUUUUAAAGAUCUGAAGGAUGUAUGGCAAACAGAGAUAUAUAUCUUUUACGAUAAGGAUGGAAUGAUUUUAGUUUGAAAACGUUUGAUCAGUCAGACUAAAUUAAAAAAAGGUAUUACUAUGUUAUCUUAAGGCAAGGGAGUCGAAUAAUUCUACCAUUUUCAUUUGGGUUGAAGGUGGAUUUUAAUGUGGCACAGCUUUAAAUUGCAGGAGUGAAUUCAGCAGGACAGCUAACAUGAAAGAUAUUCUGUAUUUUCUUAACUAAUUCCCAUUAGUCAAAAAUGAUUUGAUGCUCAUAAUGUGAACGUCGACACAGAGCCAUAAUUCCGUAGUAAAAAUAAUGGAACAAGAAUUUUGUAUUGUGUUGAGAAGGUGAGAUGUUUCACAUGGAGUGAAAAAUAAAUUAGAAAUGAGUUUGAGAAGGCUGGUCUCAGCAUACCUAAAAAAGUGAUCUAUUGCUCAAGUUUACGACCUCACUCAAGAAGUUCUUUUCUUAGUAGUUGGUUAAUCCAGGAGAUUUGGCAGUUUGCCUUGCCUUGUAAGGUCAGCAGUAGCCUUAUAGUAUAUUAAAAUGUAGAUAUAAUUUGUACAUUUUCUGAUUUCUCCUAAUGUAUUUAAAAAGACUUUUUGGUUGGGCUACCUAUGUUUCUUUGAACUUGUACAAUGUUUCUUGACUAGAUUUAUUUAUGAUGUAAAUAUGCUCUCAAAAUGACAUUUGAGCUACAGGUGCAUAAAUGUAUUUAUUAUGUGAAUGAAGAAAAUGUUUUCUUUUGGUUUUGAAAUAUAGUUGCAAUCAAACAGAUCACUGGCUGCAUGUGUUUUUUGACAGUUCUUCCAAGAAUGGAAUCCUGGGCUUUGUGCUGCCUUCUCCAGGUUUAUCAAGAGCAAAGACAGAGGGCAAACAAGGUACCUAAAAUACAACUGUGGUUAAUUUUUCAAGAAGCUUUCUUUAAAGUCAGAAUAAACAUAAAAUAGAACUAACGCCUUUUUAAAAUAGAUCUCCACAAUUGGAUUUUGUAAAAGAGAGACAUAGAGCACCGCUGGCUAAUCUGCUGGUUUU
Lepisosteus oculatus (spotted gar) is the source of this 4432-nucleotide messenger RNA. RefSeq names its product SIM bHLH transcription factor 1a (gene sim1a). Gene Ontology annotation, molecular function: DNA-binding transcription factor activity, RNA polymerase II-specific; protein dimerization activity; RNA polymerase II transcription regulatory region sequence-specific DNA binding. Lineage: Eukaryota; Metazoa; Chordata; Actinopteri; Semionotiformes; Lepisosteidae. Gene Ontology annotation, biological process: regulation of transcription by RNA polymerase II. The record is from RefSeq and is a predicted model, not a curated record.